This is a messenger RNA of Pleurotus ostreatus (oyster mushroom), 1326 nucleotides long. RefSeq lists its product as uncharacterized. Bases 1 to 1326 code for a protein of 441 amino acids. Lineage: Eukaryota; Fungi; Basidiomycota; Agaricomycetes; Agaricales; Pleurotaceae. Gene Ontology annotation, molecular function: ATP binding; protein serine/threonine kinase activity. The record is from RefSeq and is a predicted model, not a curated record. Gene Ontology annotation, biological process: protein phosphorylation. The transcript is spliced from 9 exons.
AUGGGCAAUGUCUGCUGCUGCUUUUCUGAGCCCGUCGACUUCGAAGGCGAAGUCAAUCUCUACCAUUUCGACCUCCACCGGGCUGUAGGUAAAGGUGCCUUUGGCAAGGUCAGAGUUGUGGAGCACAAACGAACCAAGAAGCUUUACGCCCUCAAAUACAUCGAUAAGUCACGGUGUAUAAAGCAAAAGGCCGUCGCGAAUAUUAUACAAGAGCGUAGGCUACUGGAAGAGAUCGACCAUCCGUUCAUCGUCAACCUGCGAUACGCGUUCCAAGAUGAUGAAAACUGUUUCUUUGUGUUGGACCUCAUGCUCGGCGGAGACUUGCGAUUUCAUCUUGAGCGCAAGGGUCAGAUACAAGAGGAUGUAGUGCGGUUCUGGAUGGCCGAGUUGUCAUCAGCCCUAGAAUAUCUCCACCAGCAACGGAUUAUUCAUAGGGAUAUCAAGCCCGACAAUAUACUUUUGGAUGCUAUGGGUCACGCCCAUCUUACAGACUUCAACGUCGCAGUACACUACUCUGAGCGCCGGCUCCAUCAUUCGGUGGCUGGUAGUAUGGCGUACAUGGCUCCGGAGGUUGUCAGUCGCAAGGGAUACUCCUGGUCAGUAGACUGGUGGAGCCUGGGAGUUACAGCCUACGAGUUACUCUUCCACAAACGCCCGUUUGACGGUCGCACUGCUGAGCUCAUGCGCAACUCUAUCCUUUCGGAUCCCAUUAAGUUCCCCGAGUCGGCGUCUUCGAAGUGCAGUGACACAGGAAUAUCUUUUGUAAAAUCGCUCUUGGACCGAAACGUCAGUAGCAGACUUGGCUGCCGGUCGAACGGCCGCGGAAUGGAAGAUAUUCGACGGCACCCUUGGUUCUCUUCCAUCGAAUGGGAUGCACUAGAGAACAAAGACUCUCAGCCUGCCUUUGUUCCUGAUGACGGUAUUAAGAUGAAGCAAGCCAAUUUUGAUGUGUCUCACGAGCUUGACGAAUUCUUGAUGGUCGAGAAACCUUUGACACACACCAAACGCAAGGCUAAUGCUGACCUGGACAAACUCCGGCCUGAAUUACGGCAACUGGAGGAACAGUUCACUGUGUACGAUUUUUCGCGUUCGAAACGGUUAUCGUACUACCCCCACAACCAACCAAUUGCGGUUGGUACAGAUUCAGAAGGCAGCGACCCAACAGUGGGACACUCAACUACCAACACACUGAUCCCAACUGCUACAAUCGCCGAGCGAUCGUUGGCCGGUACUCCGGUGCUUGAUUCAAUAGCACGAGGACAUUCAAUAUCAAUGUCCCGGCCCAUGCCACAGCCGCCACCACCUAUACAUGUCUCCGGUUCCUGA